AUGAUUGCCAUCUCAACACCUCGAAGAGAAGACUCCUUCCAAACUAGUUUGGUUGCUCUUCCCAGGUCCGCAUCCGAUGUCAACGUCCACGAUCUGACAUCUCCUAUUCCAUUGUCGGCAUUCGGUCCUCCUUCAUCGUUCACACCAAGAUCCUUUUCUGGCACUCGUAGCAAUAAGAGGGCGAGAUUGACCAGAUCUGUGAGCUUGGAACAAGAAUCGUCCUUUUCGAUGUAUACUAUGAAAUUUCUUGGAGGAAUGGAGGAAUUGGAGGGUAUGUGGAGCUCUCCUUAUUCCAACAGUGCCGAGGUUACACGAAGCUUUGGGGAUAUACGAGCUCAGCAGACUAACCCGCCAACAGAGAUUUCCGUCCCAGAGGACUCCGGUGACGAUACCACCACCAGCGGUGCAAGUCUUCUAUCGAGAACCAAUACGACUUCUACUGGCAGUCUGUGCUUCCAAAUUCCUGAAGAGUCAAACGCUCUCCUGCCUCACGCGACAUCCCUUACAACAUUGUCUACCUACACACUAAGUUCCAAGAGUAUUUUGGAAGAGUACGAUGUACCCAAGAACUUUUCUAUGGUCUGGCCGGGUGUCUAUCGAAGCUCUUUCCCCGCAGAGGCCAACUUUUCCUAUCUCAAAAUGCUCAAGCUGAAAACCGUUCUGACCUUGAUCCCUGAGAAGUACCCUCAAGCGAAUGUUGAGUUCAUGCAGCAGAACGGUAUACAGCACAUCCAAAUUGGAAUCCGAGCCAACAAGGAGCCGUUUGUUGAAGUUCCUCUUGAUAAGAUCACUAAGGCCGUGAGUGUCAUUUUGGACAAACGAAAUCAUCCAAUCUUGAUCCACUGCAAUAAGGGAAAGCAUCGAACUGGCUGUAUUGUUGGCUGCCUUCGCAAAAUCCAAAAAUGGACUCUAUGUAACGUCUUUGACGAGUAUCGACGUUUCUCCCACCCGAAAGAACGAGUCCUAGACGAGCAGGUUAUCGAGCUCUGGGAAGAAUCCCAGGUACUUGUCAUGGCGAAAGAAAACGGAUGGGUUAGAUAA
Messenger RNA from Orbilia oligospora ATCC 24927, 1041 nucleotides. RefSeq lists its product as uncharacterized. The transcript has 4 exons. Gene Ontology annotation, biological process: protein dephosphorylation. Gene Ontology annotation, molecular function: phosphatase activity; inositol diphosphate tetrakisphosphate diphosphatase activity. Lineage: Eukaryota; Fungi; Ascomycota; Orbiliomycetes; Orbiliales; Orbiliaceae. Gene Ontology annotation, cellular component: cytoplasm. The record is from RefSeq and is a predicted model, not a curated record. Bases 1 to 1041 code for a protein of 346 amino acids.